AUGUCUGAAAAAAAAAAUCAAAGUAAUGAUAAGUCUAUAAAAUAUUCUAAUUCAAAUAAAGAAAAAGCAAAAAAAUUAUUUGCUAAAGCAAUAAAUUAUGAAUAUGAUGAAAAUUUUUUAAAGGCUACAAAAUUUUAUCAAGAAGCUGUAAAAUUAUAUCCAAAAAUUCUCAAUAUCUAUACAAAUGAAAAUUCUGAAAAUAUAGAUAAAAAUGAAUCUACUGAAGAAAAUGAUAAUGAUAAAAAUAGUUACUUAAUAAAUAUUCUAUCAAAAAAUUUUUAUUCAAUAAUAAAAUUUUUAGACUUUUAUUCCAUGCAUAGAUUUCAUUUUUUAUGCAAAAACAUUUAUUCUUUGAUAUCUCUUGAAAAUGAGUAUAAGCGUUUAUGUGAGAUAAAUUUUACAAAACAUGAAGAAAAAAUAAAGUUAUAUGAAAAUUCUUACAAAAGGUUAUUGUUAGAAUAUCCUCGUAUUCGUUAUGACGGUGUUUAUAUUAGCUGUAUCACAUAUAUAAGACCAUUAAAAGACAUAGGAAAUAUACAUUUAGAUCCAAAAGAUAGAGAUAGAGUCAUAUACAAUCCUUGUUUUAUUACAUAUUUUCGAUACUUACUAUUUUUGAAUGAAUCUAACAAAGUUCUAAUAUUGAGGUCUGAAGUUAAUAAAAAAGAAGUUUUGGAAGCAUUAAAGAUAUCUUAUAAUAAAAUUAAAAAAUGGAACUUGUUAUUAUCGUGUGAUGAAUUAAUUAAGGAUUUAUUAAAAUUUCAAUCAGAAAGUGAAAAUAACAUUGUUAAAUUUAUAAGAAUAGGAGAAUAUAAAUUUAACAAAGAUGAACGUAUAAUAGAAAUACAUUAUUCAGAAUUAUUAAAUGAACCAAAUAAAUAUAAGAAUUUAAUUCAGUUACGUUUGCAAAAUUAUUUAAGCGGGAAUAAUAAUAUGUUAAAAUGGGUAUCUUUUAAAAUUUUAUCAAAAAUAAAAUUUAACUAUUCAGAAGAUACACUGAAUAUUAAUAACAAGCAAUAUCGGUCUUUUUUUUUUUUUAAUCUAAAGUUUUUAUCUCAUCUAUUUAUAACUAAAAUAUCAGAAAAUUAA
Plasmodium gallinaceum is the source of this 1086-nucleotide messenger RNA. It is a transcript of the gene DIA2, whose product is annotated as DNA replication origin binding protein, putative. The record is from RefSeq and is a predicted model, not a curated record. The transcript is spliced from 6 exons. Lineage: Eukaryota; Apicomplexa; Aconoidasida; Haemosporida; Plasmodiidae. Bases 1 to 1086 code for a protein of 361 amino acids.